Brugia pahangi is the source of this 225-nucleotide messenger RNA. The record is from the annotation of a GenBank genome assembly. NCBI's taxonomy places the organism in Eukaryota, Metazoa, Nematoda, Chromadorea, Rhabditida, Onchocercidae.
AUGGAGGAUCUCUUUCGUGGAUUUAUCAUAAUCCAUUCUACUGGAAUAUGUGUAAGAGUCUGGUGGUUUUUAUUGGUGGCAUUUUUCUCGUACGAACUGUUAGCGACGAAUGGGAUUUUUUGUGAUUUGCCUCCUGUGAAAGGAUUCCCGCCCAACGAAUUUCUCAGAAGCUUUGAAAAAUGGAUUAGAUGUUUACGCGAUAACUUGACAGCACUUCGCAUUUAA